GAGAUUGAGGUGCCGUCCGGCGGAUGAUACACCAUUCAAGGUGAGGUCCAGAAUGACGCAACGAGGCCGAAGAAUGUUCGCGAUAACUCUUGCAUCCACACUCACGCCACGACAUUUACGGGAGGUUGGGUUUUGGAGAUGGAACAUAAAAUCGCAAAGUAAAACAUACGAAGCUGACGGUGUCUGUACACUGACAGGACCUGACAUGGUUCAUCCGAAAGGAGGCCGAGGAAGAGGAAGGGUGAAGCCGGGGACAGGACCGAGGCCCGGGUAAUCGAGAUGGGAGCACGUGGCGGGAUCGGUUCGGGCAGGUGGCAGAAGCGAAGAGUUCCUUUCCGUUGCACCGUUUCACCCGCCAAAAUGGCUGGCACAAAUGCCAUUAUUUAUCUCUUGCCUUCUCCCGUACCCCUGCUGCUUUCCUUUUCGUCUCUUCCCCUCACCACGCGCAUACAUCCACCCUCUUCUCCCUCACAAUUGGCAAACAUACUUGUCUAGGCUCUCCCCUCCAGGAGGCCGAGAUCGACCGUCUCAGCUAGUCAGCACGCAACACCUGUCCAUAUUCGUUCUUCUCUUUUGUCGACAUGUCCUUCAUCUGGUCCCAUCCGCUGCCCACGCGCGAGCAGCCCGAGGAUGACUCGCUUACUGCUGCCCUUCAUGCUGCAUUUGCUUCAUUAAGCGGCGGCAACUCCAACCAUCCCCCCACCCACUCCAACCAGCACCACGACCACGAUAUGCACAGAGAAAAGUCCAAGAGUGAACCCUCCCUCGAGAUCUUGGUCAACUCCGACGUCUUGUGCCUCAGAGGCACCGGCGUGGACGUCAACCCCGCUCUGCUCAGCGGGAACGUCGUUCUUCAUCUGCAUGAGCCUACCUCGCUCAAGCAGAUCGUUCUCCAGUUCAAGGGAAAGGCUAGGAUACCUGCGUCCGCUACUGAAUCGCGUGGAUCCCUCGCAUGUUUUCUGCAAGCACUUGUGGUACCCGGACAUGUGGUACCCCACUGUUGGCGUUCAUACGAAGUGCUUGCUCUAUCAGUUCACUCACCUUCGAUUUUUUUUUCUAUGUGCACUGAGAAUCUGUACUGACCAAACAUCUCUCAGAAUAUCGAUUCAAUCCAACCAUAUCGUGUACCUCGUCUGCAACCACGAAUGGACCUUCCUUGAAGGCGCAAAAGGACAUUCACACACUCUUAAAGCCGGUCGCCACCUCUUCCCCUUCCAGCUGCACCUUGGCGGUUCCCUCCCCUCUAGCAUCAGCACGACUGCUCUAGGUGGCGCGUCAGUAAACUACAAGCUUCGCGCAACUGCUGUCCGGUCUGGGUUCUUUGCUCACAGAGACAUCACUGCGAAUUGCCCGGUGUACGUUUUGCGUGGUCUGAGUAACGAGGCGCUCGAGUAUCAGCAAACACUCGAGAUCGAGAAUACCUGGCCAGAGAAGUUGAUGUAUUCUAUUAUGCUACCACAUAAAGCCUGGGCGGCAGGAGAGAAGGUCAUUGCAGUGGUCAAGUUCUCACCAUUGGUCAAGGGCGCGAGGGUGUUGAACGUCACAACGACAAUCAACGAGACGAUAAAGCUGUACGGGCGGGCUGGCUGUCAGGAAGCCAACCGUGUGGUUGCGACGACGAAGCAUGAUAUUGUGGAUGGAAAGGCAGUAUUGUCAGAGGAGCAUCAUCAUCGUUAUAGGAUACCCUUAAUUUCUGGCACGCAGACGCCCUUGUCUCCUCGACACUCGAGUGGCGCGACUGGCGUUACCUCCCCUGGAAGUUAUUUCCCUUCACAACCAACCUCCACCCGUUCGUCUGGUGACCUGACGCCGCUCACGACCUCCGCUACGAACGCUUCGAUGACAAGCGUCGCUCUUGCUGGUCCUAGCAAUCGUCCUUCAACGUCGUCUGAUCCUCAACCACGAACGUCUGCUUUAAGCUCCAUAUCCCAAGCCGCGUCAACGAGUACUUCUCCUCCUCAGCCAACGCAUUUUGUCAACGGGGUCGAACUACCAGCUGAACUUGAAGCGGAGGCCACCGCUGACGUCGUGACUACGCUUCAUAUCACGAUACCGGAGCACGCUACGCCGAGUCAUGGAUUGGAGCCUGUCCAAGUGUCACACCGCAUUCGAUGGUCUAUCCUCAUCGGGAACAGCGACGGUCACACUUCCGAGCUUCGUUGCUCCCUUCCCCUACUUGUCCUCGAUAACAAACUCAUUGAAGAAGCACGUGUAGCCACACUGGCAACUCGUCGUCUACUCUUAGGUGGUCAAGACAUCGAAGGCGGUAUGGCCGCUGGAACAAAUGGCGAAUCCAGUGAUAACGAAGACGAAAUGGAGUUACCAAGUUACUCAUCGCACGUACGCGAUCGAGUUGCAAAUGCAUACCUUCCUGAUCAGGGUAUCAUGCGUGUCGCGAACCCUUGGAUAGCACAAGGUGUUAGUCCUGUGUUACCCGAAUCGUGUGGAUCGUCUGGUGCGACUUCGCCGGUUCCGUUAGAGGCGUACCCAUUGGGUACACAUAAUGACGCCAGGAGUCAACUUCCACAAGUUCCUCCUCCAGGUUCUCAGCCACUGGAUUGGGUGAAUUCUGAACUUCUUCUCAGUCUGACUCAGAACCCUGAGACUCCGGCUCAUCUUCGAUCUACGUCACCACCGACACGUACCCCUCCCGAACCUGUGACCACGCAUACAGGUCGAUUGCCGAGCCGUACACACAGUCGCACGCACAGUCGUGGUCCCAGUCCAGAAAGACAUUCGAGAGGUGGACAUGCUCACGUUCAAGGUAACGGUAUUCAUCCUCCUCAGGGACACGGACCUGCCGGAGAGACCUUUGUGCAUAGUAACAGUACUGCUAGCAGACAUUUGCAUGGUCUCUUCCACAUGUCUAUGAAGCCUUUCAGCGGUUUGACCAGCGGAUUCUCCAUCGGCUCUCGGAACCCCAGUCGUUCUGACCUUCAACACCACUUUCCUCAUGGCCAUUCACACCUCGCAACAUCCACUGGCUCUGCUGCGCGCCCUGACGCCGACCGUCGUGAGCGUUCUGGCUCCGGUUCCGCCUCACCCUCACCGACAUCAUCAACCUCCGCUCUUGUUUCACCUUCUGCUUCCACAGUCCACAUUAGCCCUCUAAGCACUACAGCCCGACCGAUAACAGCAGACCCGGUGACAGGUCCUAUGCUCCUCCAUCGCGCUUUCACUGAGACGCCGGAUUAUGAGGUGGCUAGUAGGGGAUUCCUUGGAGGCGGUGUUCCGCCUUUGGAAAGUUUGCGUGGGUUGCCGAGUUAUGAGGAGGCUGCUGGAGAGAGGAAUGCUAGCGCUGCUUUGCCGAGGAGUAGGAGUGUGCCUGAGAUCGCUAUCGCUGGGAGCAACCUGGACUCAGGCUUCGCCUGGACCGCCUCUGUCUGCGAGGUAGACUCUCAUCAUCCUCCAGCGCCACUCGUUAUUAUGGACGGACUUUGUUACUUGUUCAUUUCUGAUCAUCGACUCACCUCUCAAAUAUCAACAUCCCACAUAUCACCCUUUGUAUCAUCAUCAUUGACCCUGUUGUGUUUUGCAUCUCAGAUACUCAUUUUAGACUUCCUACUCUUUUUUUUCGUUUCGUCUUUCAUCUUUUUCCUGGUCUUUAACAUGAAGUAAUGUAAUCCCUCAUUUAUUUUUUAGACGCAACCUCUCCUCUCUCAAACUCCAUUUCGCUUUCUCCUUUUUCUUGAUUAUAUUGUUACUCGUUGUACUUGUAGUUGUCAUCCUUUCGGUUAUGUGGUUUACGUGUCUGGCUUUUCUUGGUUCGGUCUCUUGCUAUAACCUUAGGUGGAAUUCAAAAUGAAAUGAUGUCGUGCUUCAUCCUCGCUAUGCGAGAGAUUCAAGACGUCUGUUGCUGAACAUACUGAACGGUUAGCCUGGUUGGUUCCUGACACCAUGUCUGCCUAGUUGGAAAAAAAAACGUUAGUAACAUG
Somion occarium is the source of this 3935-nucleotide messenger RNA. NCBI's taxonomy places the organism in Eukaryota, Fungi, Basidiomycota, Agaricomycetes, Polyporales, Cerrenaceae. The record is from the annotation of a GenBank genome assembly.